AGCCCACCAAAAGGCCCAAUCCCUCUUAUACACUAACCUCUCUAACGCUGCUCUCUCGAUCUCGAUAAUUCCUCUCUAAAGUUGUCUCUGAUGAUGAUGAAGUUUCUGCAAUCGUGUACAACUUGUUCAUGGUGUAAUUAUAGUGGCAUUUCUAGGGUUUUUUGGUACUCUACCCAGACCCUGAUCUCCUCAGCUUCAAAUGUGACUGUUCUGAAUAGUAAAUUACGAGCAGCCAACCCAUGGGUUUCGAUUGUUCCGAUUGUAGAUGAAUGGGUCAGAGUUGAGGGAAAGGUGAAUCUAGAAGAAGUUCAAAAGAUGAUCAAGCAACUCAGAAAAUACAGACGUUUUACGCAGGCUCUCGAGCUAUCAGAAUGGAUGAACGGAAGAUACCUUGACCUGUUACCGGGAGAUGUCACAUCUAAAGGGACGAGCAACAAAAGAUACCCUGACUUGUUUCCUGGAAAUGUUGCAGUUCAGUUGGAUUUGAUAUCGAAGGUUCAUGGAGUAGAACAAGCAGAAAAGUACUUUAGUACAAUUCCAGACACUUUGAGAGGCUUCCAGGUUUAUGGUGCUCUUUUAAACUGCUAUGCCUAUGCAAAAUCCUUAGAGAAAGCAGAGGCCAUUAUGCAGAAGAUGAAGGAGCUGGGUUUUGCUACAACACUUGCUUACAAUGUUAUUCUGAAACUCUAUUCUCAGAUGGGAGAGCACAUGAAACUAGACCCCCUAAUGCAAGAGAUGGAAGAGAAGGGAAUUACUUGUGAUAAAUAUACCUUCACUGUCCGUUUAAAUGCGUAUGCAACAGCUACAGACAUAAAGGGAAUGGAGAGGCUUUUGUUGAAGAUGGAAGCUGAUCCUCUUCUCACCAUGGAAUGGAAUGCAUACGUUGUGGCAGCGAAUGGGUAUUUGAAAGCUAACUUAGUAGAGAAUGCUUUGGCAAUGCUGAAAAAAUCAGAGCAUCUCAUCAAGGUUGAGACAAGAAGGUUUGCGUAUGAAAUUCUACUCACGCAGUAUGGUCGUAUGGGGAAAAAAGGUGAGGUGUAUCGUAUAUGGAAUUUGUACAAGAAAACCCAUCGAUUUUUCAAUUCGAGCUACCUAUGUAUGAUAAGCACACUAGUGAAUUUGGAUGACCUUGAUGGUGCAGAGAGGAUAUUCGAGGACUGGGAAAAGGGGAACAAAUAUUUCGACUUUCGGGCACCAAACUUGCUUAUCACUGCUUAUUGCAGAAAGGAUCUUCUGGUAAAGGCUGAAUCACUUGUGGAUAGGCUUAUAGAAAGUGGGAAGCAACCCAAUGCGAACACAUGGGAUCAUUUGGCAGCUGGAUAUCAUAAGUUGAGUCAGAUGGAAAAGGCAGUGGAGACAAUGAAGAAGGCAAUCUCAGCAAGUCAUUCAAGGUCGAGGUUGAACUAUUCCACUUUGGCUGCAUGUGUGGGAUACUUGAAAGGGAAGGGAGAUGCGGAAGAAGUGGACGAGCUUAUUAGUUUACUAAAGGAAAAGGGUCGGUUUUCAACAGAAAUGUGCAAUAGGUUAGAUAAUUAUAAUGCACAGAAUGGAAAUUCAGAAUGCAAACUACAUGAUCAGAUGGGAGAGGGUGAUCAGAAUGUUGAGGGAGAAAUGCUUGGAGUCAUGGAGUUCAAGUAGGAGGAUAUCAGGUGAUUAUCACGUAUCAUAUGAACCUCUGAUACGUGACACUGUACAGCUUUUUUCUAGUUUCUUCAAUGAAUUGGUUUCUUUUAGCUUGA
Cornus florida is the source of this 1739-nucleotide messenger RNA. Its product is annotated as pentatricopeptide repeat-containing protein At2g20710, mitochondrial-like. The record is from RefSeq and is a predicted model, not a curated record. The transcript is spliced from 2 exons. Gene Ontology annotation, molecular function: protein binding. Lineage: Eukaryota; Viridiplantae; Streptophyta; Magnoliopsida; Cornales; Cornaceae. The coding region runs from base 91 to 1638 and encodes 515 amino acids. Gene Ontology annotation, cellular component: mitochondrion.